Messenger RNA from Knipowitschia caucasica, 228 nucleotides. The record is from the annotation of a GenBank genome assembly. Lineage: Eukaryota; Metazoa; Chordata; Actinopteri; Gobiiformes; Gobiidae.
AUGAACAAGAGGAACCAUGAACAAGAGGAACCAGGAACAAGAGGAACCAGGAACAAGAGGAACCAGGAACAAGAGGAACCAGGAACAAGAGGAACCAUGAACAAGAGGAACCAGGAACAAGAGGAACUAGGAACAAGAGGAACCAGGAACAAGAGGAACCAGGAACAAGAGGAACCAGGAACAAGAGGAACCAGGAACAAGAGGAACCAGGAACAAGAGGAACCAUGA